Megalops cyprinoides (Indo-Pacific tarpon) is the source of this 634-nucleotide messenger RNA. It is a transcript of the gene fabp4a, whose product is annotated as fatty acid binding protein 4a. The transcript has 4 exons. Gene Ontology annotation, biological process: fatty acid transport. Gene Ontology annotation, cellular component: cytosol; nucleus. Gene Ontology annotation, molecular function: fatty acid binding. The coding region runs from base 44 to 448 and encodes 134 amino acids. The record is from RefSeq and is a predicted model, not a curated record. Lineage: Eukaryota; Metazoa; Chordata; Actinopteri; Elopiformes; Megalopidae.
UCACAAGUUUACAUCUUAAGAAAAGCAUCAUAACGUGGACAAAAUGGUUGACAAAUUCGUGGGAACAUGGCGAAUGGUGUCCAGUGAGAACUUUGAUGAAUAUAUGAAGGCUUUGGGUGUCGGUUUUGCCACCCGUCAGGUGGGGAAUAUGGCCAAACCAAACUUGAUAUUCAGCGUGGACGAUCAAGGAGUAAUCUGCAUGAAGUCGCAGAGUACAUUCAAAACCACAGAGGUCAAAUUCAAACUCAAUGAAGAAUUCGAUGAAACCACCGCUGACGACAGAAGGACCAGGACUACUGUAACCCUCGAAAAUGGCAAACUUGUGCAAAAGCAAUGCUGGGAUGGCAAAGACACGACAUUAGAGCGAGAGGUGACGGAUGGAAAAAUGAUAGCGAAAUGCACUAUGGGUAAAAUUGUGGCAGUGAGGACGUACGUGAAAGAAGCUUGAAGCGAUUUGGCCCUCGUGGCGGCUGGAUUUCAAGAUGGCAGGCUCAGUUCAAUGAGCAAAAGGCUGAAAUGGCUGCUUGUGUCUCGCUCAUUUUGUAACACCAAAGCAAACAUAUGCCAUGUAUUUUGAGAUGAUUGCAUUCAGUAUUAACCUCUUGUGGUGCUUUAAUAAAAAUGUUAAAUCCUG